AUGGCCAACUUUGAAAAUGCCGCUACAUCCGAAGAUAUCUCCGGCGACCCACACUUUUCCACCGCGAAAACGGAGUUAGGCGGUCUUUUCUUCCAGGAUCUGUCCGUCUCGGCCGUGUCUCUCUGGGAGAAUACUUGCCUGGAAUCAUUCGCACCCCGAGAAACAUUUAUCCAACUGCUCCUUUUCAACCUUGAUGUUCCAUUCUACACCGAGUCCUACGGCCGAGACGUCUGUUCCCGAAACAUGACAGCAGAGAGAGAACCCCGCCGCCGGCGUCGCCCAGCGCUCUCAUGCGUGGAAUGCCGGCGCCGCAAGAUCAAGUGUGACCGCGAUGACCCGUGCGGGCACUGCAAGACAUCCAGGAUUCACUGCGUCUACAACAUCUACGGCAACACCAACCCAGUCGGCAACGUGCAGCCAUCCUAUGGCUCUUCUGGGCCCUCGCCGCCAAGUCCCUCCGCUAGAACAGCACAUCCAUCCUCUGCUGAUCUAGCCUCAGGAAGAGCUGUGUCGGAGCAAGCAGGACGUACUUUGACUCAUGAUGGACCCGUAGUGCCACAACUGGGCACCAUUGGUACGCCGUUAUCAGUUUAUGAUAAUUCAAACCAAGCCCGGUCGGGUAGCGACUGGGGAGCGCAUAGUGAUGUUCACAGCCUCAUUCAGCGCGUACAGAAGCUUGAAGAAUCGGCUGCGAGUAGUCCCGCCUCGAAGGCUCAAGAUAUUGGACAUAGACAGGAUGCUCUCACCUCACCAAUCACGCUACAGGAGGCACAAAUCACGUUGAACAAGACAAGAAUCCUUGGCUGGAGCAGAUGGGCUGCUGAGACGACUGUGUUUUCGACGAUUCUUGAUUUGUUUCACAUCUUUACCGGAACUGAUGCCGUUGCUGUAAGCGGACAUGUAUCGCACGACGACUCUUUCAGGGAUCCCAGCCUCGAGCCUAUCGUUGCCGACCUUACCAACUUGUACCAGAGAUGCAAGUCCUUGGCCAAGAGUACCAAAGUGGGUAGACCAAGUCGGACCCUGAGGGAUCCAGACUCUUGUUUGGCUCCCCCAUCUCGCGAAUGGGCCGACAACAUGGCAAAUCUAUACUUCAAAUACUUCGAAUCGACAUAUCGCAUCCUUCACGUGCCCAGUUUCUGGGAGGAGUACCAUCGAUACUGGGAGGAUCCCGGCCAUGCCAAGGCGGGCACCCGCCUCAAGGUCUUGCUGGUCAUUGUCAUCGGAUCCAGUUUGCGAGAGCAUGGAGCCGAGGAAUUACAGAUUACCAAUAGAGUGCACCGGUGGAUCUACACUGCGCAAUCGUGGCUUUCUGGACCGCUCGAAAAAGAUCGCUUGGACCUUACAGGCAUUCAAGUGUUCUGUCUGACAAUUCUUGCCCGCCAGAUCUUUUCCAUCGGAGGAGAUCUGGUCUGGAUGUCCAUGGGUGAUCUGAUCCACCGUGGCAUGAGGAUAGGUCUGCAUCGUGACCCCAAAUUCCUUCCACCAAUGCCUACACUGCAAGCCGAGAUGCGACGGAGGCUCUGGGCCACCAUACUAGAACUAACACUGCAGUCCUCCAUGGACGCCUCGAUGCCCCCGAGGAUAUCUUUUGAGGAAUUCGAUACUGAGCCGCCUUCAAACAGUAACGAUGACGAGAUGGACGAAACCACGACAGACCUGGCACCCCAUCCUAGAUCGACGUACACGUCUGCCUCAAUGCAGCUGAUUCUAGUCGACUCUCUACGUGCGAGGCUACGGGUUGCACAGCUGAUCAAUGGUCUGACUCAUGAAAUCUCUUACACGGAUGUGCUAGCUCUGAGUUCUGAAGUUAUGGACGCUUGCGGCGCCUGCGGGGACUUUUUGAGAAAACAAGGCGAUGUCAUGAUCACUGCCUUCCACAGAAACUUCCUGGACUACCUGCUCAGGAGAUGCUUGGCUUUAGUUCAUUGCCCUUUUGCCUUUCAGGCAAAGAGCAACCCGCUUUAUUGUUUUUCUCGAAAGACAUUUGUUGACGUGGCCAUGACCAUUGUCUCUCCCGAGCCAGACGACGCGUUUGCGCACCUACUGCUCAUUGGCGGCGGGCUGUUCCGCGAAGGUAUCCGCUACGCGACUACUGCCAUCAGCCUCGAGCUGAUCGACAUGGUCAACUCCCAGAAGAGGGACGGGACUCUGGCACGGCACUACCGAACCCGGGAGGUCCUCAAGCAGACGAUCCGAGAUAUGAUCGAACUGUCUGCGGAUCGCAUCCGCCGCGGAGAGACCAACACCAAGAUGCACACCUACUUGAGUGCAAUUCUGGGCCAGGUCGAGGCCAUCGAGACUGAUGGACCUGUUGAAUAUACUAUUGCGAAGGCUGCCAGGGACAGUAUGGAGUUCUGCUGCAAUCUAGUGGAGGAGCGAGUUGGAAGCAUCGCUCUCUCUGGCCUUGCCGACAUUGAUACUGGCAUGUCGGUCGAUGGCAGUGGAGAUGGGUUUGACUGGGAUUUCGAUUUCGAGAUGAACUUUGGGUUGAUGGAUGAUGGCUUUACUUUUGGCUAG
This is a messenger RNA of Thyridium curvatum, 2520 nucleotides long. RefSeq lists its product as uncharacterized. The coding region runs from base 1 to 2520 and encodes 839 amino acids. NCBI's taxonomy places the organism in Eukaryota, Fungi, Ascomycota, Sordariomycetes, Thyridiales, Thyridiaceae. The transcript has 2 exons. Gene Ontology annotation, molecular function: zinc ion binding; DNA-binding transcription activator activity, RNA polymerase II-specific; RNA polymerase II cis-regulatory region sequence-specific DNA binding. Gene Ontology annotation, cellular component: nucleus. The record is from RefSeq and is a predicted model, not a curated record. Gene Ontology annotation, biological process: regulation of transcription by RNA polymerase II; DNA-templated transcription.